ACAAGGAGCUACUGGGGAGAGUCCAGCGGAUGCCCCAGCGAUGAUGAAGGGGCUGGAGCAUCGCUGUUCCUGAGGAGAGAUUGCGGGAGCUGGGCCUGUUCGGUCUGAGGAGAUUGUGAGGGGAUCUCAUGAAUGCACAGAAAUACCUCAAAGGCAGGUGCCAGGAGGAUGGUGCCAGGCACUUCUCAGUGGUGCUCAGUGACAGAACCAAGAGUAAUGGCCAUAAACUAAAACAUAAUAAGCUCCACCUCAGCUUGAGAAAGAACUUACAUUGAGGGUGGCAGAGCACUGGAACAGGCUGCCCAGGGAAGUCAUGGAGUCUCUCUCUCUGGAGACAUUCAAACGCCACCUGCUGCAGGUGACCCUGCCGUGCCAGGGGCUGGACUCGGUGCUCUCCAGAGAUCCCUUCCAACCCUGACAAUUCCGUGACCCGCGGGCUCCCGGCCCUUGCCCAGGGGGCGAGGCAGGAACGCUUCUGCGCGGGUUCUUCUUUCCGGGGGAAGCGGCGGGGCGGACGCGGUGCCCGCGGCCAUGGAGCGGCGGCAGCAGCGGGAGCAGCGGGCGGUGGCCCUGGAGCGGCUGGAGGGGGUGACGCGGGAGCGCUUCCUGCGGGACAUCUACCCGCGGAGAAAGCCAGUAGUGCUGACAGGACUGGAACUGGGCCCUUGCACCACCAAAUGGACAAUAGAUUACUUGAGCCAAGCUGAAGGAUCUAAAGAAGUAAAGAUUCAUGUUUCUGCAGUGCCACAGAUGGAUUUCCUCAGUAAGAACUUUGUGUAUAGAACUCUGCCUUUUGAUGCAUUUGUACGGAGAGCAGCUGAAGUCAAGCACAAAGAGUACUUUCUGACUGAGGAUGAAAAGUACUAUUUGCGUUCAGUGGGUGAAGAUGUUAGGAAGGAUAUUGCAGAUAUCAGGAAGCAGUUUCCUAUUUUAGCAGAAGAUGUUCAUAUUCCAGAGUAUUUUGAGAAGGAACAGUUUUUCUCUAGUGUCUUCCGCAUCAGCUCAGCUGGAUUACAGUUAUGGACACAUUAUGAUGUAAUGGACAACUUCUUAAUCCAAGUCACAGGGAGAAAAAGAGUUGUUUUGUACAGUCCUCGAGAUGCACCAUAUUUAUAUUUAUCAGGUACUAAAUCGGAGGUGCUGGAUGUGGAUAACCCAGACAUGGACAAAUAUCCCCUUUUUGGGAAAGCCAAGCGCUAUCAAUGUGUUUUGGAAGCAGGAGAUGUGUUAUUUAUUCCAGCUUUGUGGUUCCAUAAUGUAAUUUCUGAGGAAUUUGGAGUGGCACUGAACGUCUUUUGGAAGCACCUUCCUGCUGAGUCCUAUGAUAAGACUGACACUUAUGGAAAUAAAGAUCCCAUGGCAGCCUCUAGAGCUAUACAGAUCUUGGACAGAGCCUUGAAAACACUUGAAGAGCUACCUGAGGAAUAUAGGGACUUUUAUGCCCGGAGAAUGGUGUUACGUAUCCAAGAAAAGGCCUACAGGAAUGAUUAUGGAUAAAGUAACACCCUGCAGUUCAGCAAGGUCCCUUGCAAGUAGAAAAUUGUAAGUUAGUAUGGAAACUGUCCAUCUGUACUUACAUACACUUUCUGUGAGACCAAUAAAAACUGUCAAUAAACAUUCAUCUCUAACAAAA
Molecule: messenger RNA, 1633 nt
Organism: Haemorhous mexicanus (house finch)
Lineage: Eukaryota; Metazoa; Chordata; Aves; Passeriformes; Fringillidae
Gene: TYW5
Product: tRNA-yW synthesizing protein 5
Exons: 8
Coding region: 532-1497 (321 amino acids)
Biological process (GO): wybutosine biosynthetic process
Molecular function (GO): tRNA binding; 2-oxoglutarate-dependent dioxygenase activity
Source: RefSeq, a predicted model, not a curated record